Messenger RNA from Drosophila hydei, 447 nucleotides. RefSeq names its product cuticle protein 16.5. The record is from RefSeq and is a predicted model, not a curated record. The coding region runs from base 118 to 432 and encodes 104 amino acids. The transcript is spliced from 3 exons. Lineage: Eukaryota; Metazoa; Arthropoda; Insecta; Diptera; Drosophilidae.
UCUAUAAUAUUUAAGUGCCGCGCUGCCAAUCGCUGGGCUAUAAAACAGUUCGGCAAAUUGGCCAACAGCAUCAGUCGCUGACAACUCAAGCAACCAAACAACCCAAUCCACUACAAUAUGAAGUUCCUCAUCUGCUUGGCUCUCUGCUUCGCCGUCGCUCAGGCUGGCUAUCUGGCCUCUCCAGUGGCCACUUAUGCUGCUGCACCCGGCUAUGCCGCCGCCACCUAUGCUGCGGCACCCGCCUACACCUAUGCGGCUGCUGCUCCAGUGACCACCUACUCGGCCGCUGCCUUGCCAGCCGCCUACUCCGCCUACGCCCCGUCUGUCUACAGCGCUCCCGCUGUUGCCACCUAUGCUGCACCUGCCUACACUGCCCCAGUUGCCACCUAUGCUGCACCAGCUGUCAUCAGCCCCUUCCUGAAGAAGAAGUAAAGUGCUUGACAGGCA